Molecule: messenger RNA, 1522 nt
Organism: Daldinia caldariorum
Lineage: Eukaryota; Fungi; Ascomycota; Sordariomycetes; Xylariales; Hypoxylaceae
Exons: 4
Coding region: 473-1345 (290 amino acids)
Biological process (GO): mycotoxin biosynthetic process
Source: RefSeq, a predicted model, not a curated record
UUCAGCAUCACAAUACGAAUGGCACCACUCUCACAAUUGACUACGCUCAAUAAACAUGCAUGCAUUAGUAAGAAGUUAUAUGCAUGCAAAAGAAUCCUCAAGUAUUGCUAAACAAGACAUGUGAAAGCGAACUUGAUUUGGAACUUCAUGAUCGGCAUGAUUAUCGGCGACUUUGUAAGAGGGGAAGAGACAUCAUUGCUUAGCGCCGCCAUGAUGAGGAUGAGACUCUACCUCGAGUCUUCCCGGUCGAUAGUUGUCAUUCGAUAGACAAAUGGGGUCCGUGAUUGAUCUUACGACUCAUACCUACCUAAUCGUAUACCCCUAUAAGCUUAAGCUCUAAGGGAAAUCAGGACUUAAACCUUUCCACCCGGCGCAUUCUUCUCCUGCCUUACUCCAACCUUUUUCAACUCUGUCUUACACCCUUUCUUCAUGUCCUAGAUCUUGUUAUUCCAGAGACCUGUCUAUAAUCAAGAUGGGUUUCAAAUCGAAGGAAACAACAUAUGAGCCACUGGUCUCAGACGAGAUCCGUUUCUCCCAAAGCUCUGAUAGUCUCGAGAGCCAAGAGAACAAGCCUAUGCUAAGAAGACGCUUCCAGAGAACAACUUCUCGGUUCGCUUCUUGGGCCAGAACAGGCGGCGCGGUUCUAGCACUUAUCAAUACGAUUCUCCUCGUAACUAUUGUUGUCAUACUGUCACUUUAUCAACACGAGAAAGAAUGCUCAGAGAUCCAGUGUGCUGCUAAGACCUCAUACUAUUCUCCACUCCUAGAAGAGGACUCCGGUGCCAUCGAAUAUGAAGUUCGUAGGUUCAAGGGUGCUCUUGAACAUACAAGCAUCUAUAAGGGAACACCAAACAAGGAGCUUGACGCAGCAUGGGAAGCGCUCACGCACAUGAACAACUCCGGUGUAAGCGGAGACGUUAUAGACCGCAUCGGAAAGUCUCGUGAUGCUGUGAAGUAUCCUGACUCCCAGGGCGGCCAGUAUGAUGUCGGUAUCGAGGUCUUCCAUCACAUGCACUGUCUGAACAUCAUCCGCCAAUACACAUACAAGGAAUACUAUUUCCGUGCUGAGAACAGGCCAAUGAGUUUCACAGAUUCUGAGCCCGUCAUUCGUGCUCAUCUUGACCACUGUAUUGAGAUGUUGCGCGAGGCUCUGCUCUGCCAUGGCGACGUUGGCAUUAUCACUUACAACUGGGUUAAGCCGUGGGGAAUCUACCCCGACUUCAGCACUCAGCACAAGUGCCGCAAGCUCGACAAGAUUGUCGCUUGGGCUGAUAAGAAUGCAUUGCCAGCAGCGGACCCAGAGCCUGAUGAGAACACAGUAUGGCUCCCGGGGCCACCUCAGUAGAUAGACCGUUCCAGAAUCUACCUACAAUCUAUAGAUUGUAGGUGGAGUGGAGAUCGUGGGGAGCAAUGGAUUUGACAUGUCCAAUAUGGGCCGUUUUUGGCUUGGACCAUGCUGUAUAUCUCUACGUGAAUAGGAUAACAAGAUAAGACUCCAUUGAUUCAAAGAAUAAGAAAUGCU